Molecule: messenger RNA, 690 nt
Organism: Penicillium malachiteum
Lineage: Eukaryota; Fungi; Ascomycota; Eurotiomycetes; Eurotiales; Aspergillaceae
Product: HPP family protein
Exons: 2
Coding region: 1-690 (229 amino acids)
Source: RefSeq, a predicted model, not a curated record
AUGCCACCUUCGCGGCUCUCCCGUCUCCCUCGAUGGAUCAGCCAUUGGCUGGGGUACCGCCCAGAGGUUCCCAAGCCAUUACCUCAAUAUCAAAUAGCUGCGUGGUCUUUUGUGACGGCAUUCUGCGGACUCUUGGUAAUCCAAGGAAUUUUUAAUUAUUCAGAAUAUUUUAUCUCGCGGCAAGUUCCUGGAAUCAUUGCAUCAUUUGGAGCGUCUGCAGUCCUUGUAUUUGGAGCUAUCGAAAGCCCUCUUGCUCAACCUCGCGCAUUAAUCUUUGGUCAUUUCUUAAGCGCUUUGAUAGGCGUUUGCAUCACAAAGCUAUUUAGCCUGAUGCCAGACCAGGCACGCUUCGAGUCACUUCGAUGGCUGGCUGCAUCAUUAUCAACUGCAGUGGCCAUAGUGGUCAUGCAACUUACUGGAACCACUCAUCCUCCGGCCGGUGCAACCGCUUUGCUUCCUGCCACCAAUGAUGAGGUCUGGGAACUCUCUUGGUAUUAUUUGCCAGUAGUUCUACUAUCUUCGACCUUGCUUCUAUGCUGUGCUUUGUUGAUGAAUAAUAUCCACCGCCGAUACCCUGCUUUUUGGAUUGCGCCAUCCCCACCACCGAAACCAGUACAAGAGCCGUCACCCGAGCCGAUAAAUCCAUCAUGUGUUGAAUCAUCUUCUCUGCAGAAGGAAGUAUCUGUUUGA